This is a messenger RNA of Copidosoma floridanum, 2070 nucleotides long. RefSeq lists its product as uncharacterized. Gene Ontology annotation, biological process: DNA integration; DNA recombination; L-serine biosynthetic process. The record is from RefSeq and is a predicted model, not a curated record. Gene Ontology annotation, molecular function: DNA binding; NAD binding; phosphoglycerate dehydrogenase activity. Lineage: Eukaryota; Metazoa; Arthropoda; Insecta; Hymenoptera; Encyrtidae.
CUCACUCCCAUGUAUUUUCAAGUGUAUUAAAUUAUGCAAUGAAAAAUUCGUAUAAAACUUAAUCGUUGAUUGCGUAUAUGGCAAGUAAAUGUAAUUACUAAAGUUCCUUGACGUGACAAAAAUAGUUGGACAUAAAAAAUGAGUGACGAAGAUGAGAUGUCCGAGGAGGAGAUGUUCAUCAUCCCUGAUGAAAUCGAGUUCAAACUCGGGAGUCCACUUAUGGAAAAUUACACCGACAAAUCACGACAAACGUAUCAAAAGAGGUACAAUGAUUUUAUCAAUUGGCAACAGACGAGCAACAACGUAUCCUUUGACGAGGACACUCUGCUCACUUAUUUUCAUGAAAUAUCGGAAAACAAAAAUUCAGCGUCGUUGUACGCCAAGUACUCGAUGCUCAAGACUAUGCUGAAUGUCGAGAAAAACGUUGAUAUCGAUAAAUACGAAAGAUUAAAGGCUUUUCUCAAAGAAAAACAUGGAGGCUACAAGGCUAAGAAAGCUCAAGUCUUUUCGUUGAAUGACGUCUCUAGAUUUCUGACUGAAGCUCCUGAUCACAUCUAUUUGGCCGAAAAGGUUGCUUUAAUCAUAGGUGUAACUGGUGCCUGUCGAAGGGAAGAAUUGCGUGCAUUGAAAAUAGAAAACUUGAGAUUUGAAAAUUCCAUUCUCAUUAUCAGUAUUCCAAAUACGAGGACUCGAGUGGCUAGAACUUUUGUGAUUGAGGGAGAAUAUUUUAACAUAAUAGACAAGUACGUGAAACUCAGGCCACCUUAUGCACCUCCCAAUCUGUUUCUGUAUGUUAAGAAUGAUCAGUGUACUAAUCAACCGAUUGGUAAAAACAAAAUGGGAACCAUUCCCAAGGAAAUAGCCACAUGGCUCGGACUACCAAGUGCAGAAAAGUACAAUGGUCACACGUAUAGAAGCACUUCAAAGACUUUACUUUCAAACUUUGGAGCUAGCACUGCGGUGAUUAAACGUAAUGGAAGGUUGAUGCCGGUUGUGGACAAUUUUAGGAAUAAAAGAAUUAAGUACAAUCAGUUCAAUACUUAUGAGGAUAAUCAAAGCAAUUAUGGCAAUUCUUCUUACCUAGACAGAACACAGAGAGCUGAAGAUCCUCUAGGCAACGGUGCAAGCACAGCAGAGGCACAGACGAGAGUUGCAGUUGAAAUAGCGGAGCAUUUUUUGACGCUGUCAGGUAGAACUGAUGAAUUUCCGAUCACGGGAAUUGUUAACGCACCAUCCCUCGUCGCGGCGAACAAUCCAACGAAUGCUCCGUGGGUCGAUCUAGCCCGGAAACUCGGCAUAAUUGCGAGCAAAUUUAUAGGAUCCAAGAAUCGAAACAUAGUAGUGGACUACUGCGUUUGCGGCGGGGAGGACAAAAAGUACGUGAAAACCGCGCUUUUGCUUGGUCUGUUGACCGGUCGCGUGAAGGGUGAGCUGAAUCUCAUCAACGCUCAGAACCUCGCAGAUGAGCUGAAGAUCAAGGUGAAUGAGCAGUCUUGGAGCGACUGCGAGAACGUCUUGUUCGUUAAAGCUGGAGGGCACGAAGUUAAAGGUUCCUUGGCAUGUGACUCGAGUAAAUUAAUGUCUGUGGACAACACUCAGUUCAAGGACUACGUGUGCCUUCUCCAAGACAAUAUCUCGCUGUACAAGACGAAAACGCCGGAAGAUUUGACUAAAAUUGUAUCGAGCCACAUUAACAAAUCGGUUACAAUCAGCAGCGUAAGCGUUUCUGGCAAUUGGGUCGUUAUGCAGACCAACAAUCCGGUUACUAUUCCCAUCGAUGGCAUCGAAAGUUAUUGAUGCACUCAGUCAGUCUUUUAUCACCAUCAUGCAAGAGUUUUGUCCAUAAUAUACUUAUUAAUGAAAAUAUGGUGUAUUUAUGAUGCAUGCAUACAAAAAAAUUAUUUUGAUGAUUUAUCUGAAGCUUGCACGAAAUGCUAAAUAGCUUUCAAGUACUGAACAUUCCUGUGAAAAAAAAAAUCAUUUCAUGUGAGUUGAUGUUCAAGUUUAAAUAUUUCUACUAUCUCGUGUUUUUGUUGUUUAUAAAUAAAUAAAUAAAUAUACAUACAUAGA